AUGAACAAGCAGAUCGCUGCCGGCCACAAGCCCGCCGGACCUUUGCCGGAAGGAGCGCCUGGUGUGGGAGACACCUCGUUCAAGGCCCCGCGCGAUGUCCCUACCCGCGGACGCCGUCAUGCCGGCCGUGUUGCCUCAUCCCGCGUCAACGACGAUGCUGCCUUCGCUGACGACGAUGACGCCGCCGACUCUGAUUACAACGAGUGCGACGACGCCUGCGACGACGACGCGGACUCUGGCGAGGAGGAGGACAAGGGCAUGUCCCCCUCCGAGGAUGAAGUUGACGCCGAUGAGGACGUCGAUGAAGACGAAGACGCUCCCGAGGAGGCCCAGCCUGCGACCCCGGCUCCCCGUCGUGGCCGUGCCUCUGCCGCUGCGGGAACCAAGACUGCUGCGAAGGGCGGGGAACCUCCGCGUGCGGCUGCCACUACUCGCAACCUGCAUCCUGUUAAGCGAAGCGCGUGGUCCCCCCGCGAGAACACGAUCUUCGUGGCUGCACGUUGGUUCAUGACGGACGAGCUCGGCCCCCUCCUCGGGAAGCAGGGCGCUCAGUACUGGGCCCGCCUCGCGCACCAUCUCGAGCUGGAGAAUCCCGGGUGGGUGCGCGGCGUGAACGCGCUUCAGAAGCAGUGGCGCAAUCUCGUCAACAUGUACAAGCAGAUCAAGAAGGGGGAGAAGGCGAGCGGCAAGGGUGCCGUGUGCAAGCCCCACUGGUACCCGUACAUGGCUCUCUUCCAGAACAACAAGGCGGUCGGCAACCCUCACGCUGUCGACGAUGGAGGUGCGGCACACGUCAACGUGCCGUGCGGGUUCGCGGUUCCGUCCACUUCGGCACCCUCCAACUCUACGCCGACAUUCACUGCCCACGCGGACAACAUGACCGCAGCAGACGCCGCCGAAGGCGGCGACGACGGCUGGCUCCGUCGCAGGCAGACGGGCGAAGACACCUCUAACCCUGAUGCGGGUGAGGAGGUGUGGGUUCGCGGCGCCGCCGAGUCCUCCAACAGCAGAUGGUAUCUCCGCCGGCGUAGCGCAGCCCUUCUCUUCCGCUCGGCGGUACGGUUGGAGCCGGUAGAGCUGGAUGACGAGGACACCUCGUCGUUGAACACGUUCGCCUCCAGCAAGCCAACGACCGACUUGGCGACGGCGUCCAUGAAAAUGCCGUAG
Messenger RNA from Closterium sp. NIES-65, 1167 nucleotides. The record is from the annotation of a GenBank genome assembly. NCBI's taxonomy places the organism in Eukaryota, Viridiplantae, Streptophyta, Zygnematophyceae, Desmidiales, Closteriaceae.